Molecule: messenger RNA, 1777 nt
Organism: Rubroshorea leprosula
Lineage: Eukaryota; Viridiplantae; Streptophyta; Magnoliopsida; Malvales; Dipterocarpaceae
Source: the annotation of a GenBank genome assembly
AAUUUGGCUGGCUUUGAUUCAAAGUACCUUGGAUUACGAUAACAUAGAAUCCUAGUUCCUUGAUCUUAUAUUCCUUAUUACAGUUCUUAUAUACUCCACUAAGAAUUUUAAAUUGCAUUUUUUUUCUAAUGAUUUCCUUCUCAAAUAGGAUGUAUUGACCUUUCAGGUAUUUUACCUACAUCAGUAUGCAAAAACUUGCAAAAACUUUGGAGUCAAAAGAUAUCUGUGAUACCAACACCAUUUGCAAAGACGGCAAUGCUGAAAGUCACUCAAGAGAAAGCAUGGAGCUUUGUAUUUACAAGAUGCAUUACGUUUUGUUGCACAUUCCCCCUCUAGAAGGCCUUGAUGAAAAUGCUGAACUUGAGAUGUGGAGUGGAUCAGGAUUUUUAGUUAAAGAGGGAAAUGAUGAUAUGGAGGCUGCUGAGCUCCCUAAAGCAGUAGGUAAACGGUGCAAGAUUGCAAAGUAUGUUAACAAUGUCCUGUCUUCAGCCACCAUUGCUAAGAAGAUGAAAUUGAAAUUUACCAAAGCAUGGAUGGCAUUUCUUAGACUACCACUUCCUGUUGAUGUAUACAAGGAGGUUCUUGUUACUCUUCAUCAGGCAGUGAUUCCUUGUUUGUCUAAUCCCAUCAUGUUAUGUGACUUUUUAACAAGAUCAUAUGAUAUUGGUGGUGUCGUCAGUGUUAUGGCACUUAGCAGCCUUUUUGUCCUAAUGACGCAACAUGGUCUUGAGUAUCCAAACUUCUAUGAAAAGCUUUAUGCACUUCUUGGCCCUUCAAUCUUUAUGGCUAAACAUAGGGCAAAAUUUUUUCAGCUUCUUGAUUCCUGUCUGAAGUCACCACUUCUUCCAGCAUAUUUGGCUGCUGCUUUUGCUAAGAAACUAAGUAGAAUGGCACUUUCUGUUCCUCCUUCAGGAUCAUUGGUUAUUAUAGCUUUGAUUCACAACCUGUUACGCAGGCAUCCAUCAAUCAACUGUUUGGUUCAUCAGGAUGAUGGUGAUGAAAGUGCAAAAGAUGAUUCAAAAGCUGAUGAAACUGUUCACACAGCCAAAGAGCGUGAAACUGGCUCAGAUAACAAAAACCCUGGUGUUGAUCAUUUCAAUAAUGAGGAAAAGAAUCCUAUAAAAUCCAAUGCCAUGAGAAGUUCACUAUGGGAAAUUGACACCCUCCAUCAUCACUACUGCCCACCUAUUUCUAGGUUUGUUUCAUCACUCAAGAAUGAUUUGACAGUUAGAUCAAAAACUACUGAAAUGAAUAUUAAAGACUUCAGCUCAGGUUCAUAUGCCACAGUAUUUGCAGAUGAGAUUAGACGAAGGGUGAAACAGGUUCCUUUGGCAUUCUAUAAAGCAACACCCACCUGUUUGUUUUCAGAGUCUGAGUUUGUUGGUUGGGCAUUCCAAUGCGAAGAAAACAUGGAAAAAUACACUGGAAAUGGCAAACAAACAGUUGCAAAUGCAUCUGAAUGGAAUGAUUUCUCUCCAAAACGACGGCGGAUAGAAUGCUCUUAACUUGAUCUCUCCAACCCAGCAUAUGGUGAAAUGAAAAGAAUUUUGAUCAAUAUUUUCGGUUCAUAUCUAAUAUAAUUGUCGCAUCCCAAAUUUCUACCCUUAACUAGAAGGCUAGGUUUGGGCUAUGAGUUAGGAGAGUCCUUUUAGCCUUUCCAAAUAGAGGGUAAAGUUUGUAUUUUACACCUUUAUUUUUCUUAACAAAUAAACGUUUCUUAAAGCCUUUUUUAAUGGAAAAACUUUCAUCCUAAUCUCCCCUUUAUCGAACUUUCUCA